Molecule: messenger RNA, 1143 nt
Organism: Impatiens glandulifera
Lineage: Eukaryota; Viridiplantae; Streptophyta; Magnoliopsida; Ericales; Balsaminaceae
Product: zinc finger protein 3-like
Exons: 1
Coding region: 392-940 (182 amino acids)
Molecular function (GO): DNA-binding transcription factor activity
Source: RefSeq, a predicted model, not a curated record
CAAGAUAAAACAAGUUAAAAAAAAGAGAGAUUCCAUUUCCCAAUCUAUUGUUUUCUUUUUUUCACCAAUUCCUUUCAAUGCCUGCAUGCAAGGUUAUAUUUACACUUCUCUCUCUUAUCUCUUCUGUUCCCAAGCCCAUACAGCCUCUUGCAGGCAACCCCUGCACUCUUUUUAAUAAUUAUACACAUUCAGACACCCCACCCUCUUCACAUUUUCCAACUCUUUUUUACACAAGAACAUUAACUUCCAAACUCCCCCCUUACCUUUGUUCUGCCCAGUUCAAAGCCUGUUAAAUUGGACUCUUUUUUCCUUAUUUCCUCUGCUCAACCCACACUCUUUUCUUUUCUAUAAAGAUAACUCAUCUCUCUAGUGUUUUCUGAUACAACAAAUCAUGGAGCAUGAAGAUAGGGAAGGUGUAUCAUCAUCAUCAUCCUCACCACCAUCAUCAAAACUUCUCUCAAAGAAUAUUUCAGAAGAAAAAUCCUUUCCAUGUUUGUUCUGUUCUAGGAAGUUCCAUAGCUCACAAGCUCUAGGAGGUCAUCAGAAUGCCCACAAGAAAGAGAGGACUGCUGCUAGGAAAGCCAAAAGAGCUUCUGAACAUGCUGCAAUGAGUAACUGUUUUUCUCACUUCCCACCACCACAACUACCACCUACUCUUUCUCCUCUUGUUUUUGCUCCAAAUCAUCUCUUUAACCCUUCACUUUACUUCAAUCCUCAUUCCUCCAAUUUCCCAGACCAGCAAUUCUCUAAUGGAUAUGGGCCUAAUCUUGUCAUCUAUAAGGGAGGACAUUUGGGUAGUUUCCAUGGACAGCAGUUUGUUGAUGAUCAUGAAGAUAUGCAGAAUUUUGGCAAUUGGCAGAGGCAGAGAGCUUCUCAGCAUGUUGCUAGAAUGGAAGAAAACGAUGAUUCACACAAUCUUGAUCUUUCUCUUCACUUAUGAGAGAAAGAAUCAUCAUGAAUUGGACUUUAGCUUGUUCACUUUCACAAUUUUGCAAUACCCACAAAUAAAUUCAAUUUUGUUCCUUAAAAGUUUAGCAAACUUCUUUCUUUAUGUGAAAGAGAAGAUCGAGAAGAGAGAGAUAUAUAUACAGGGACAUGUUAUCAUAUGGUUUUAGAAUCCAUGAAGAGAGCUUCUUGAAUGUU